AUGGGCAAUUCAUGCUGUUCUCAAACUUAGACCAUCAAACAAUCUUAAAAAGAAAUUCUAAAUCCUAUUCCUUAGGAUGACAGAAUAAAAUCUUUAGGGGAUUCUAUAUAAAUUGGACAAAUUGGUGAACUAAUCUAAUAGCAUUGCAAAUUAUAUCAAUAUUAAGAUGGAGAUGAUUUGAUAUCUCCUCCACCAUUGUCUCCAAAAUAAUAACAUGUUAUUGUUUAUCUUGAGCCAAAAAUAGUAAUUGAUGAAGUAAUACACUUUCAGACUGACAUUAUUAAAGGAAUACUAAGUACACGAUCUCAUGAAGCCUAUUCUGAUUCAGCUUGCAGUUCAAUUAAUGGAAAAGAUAAUCAUUAAAAAAAAGUCUAAUUUAUAUUGUAAUCAAUAUAAUGA
Molecule: messenger RNA, 399 nt
Organism: Paramecium pentaurelia
Lineage: Eukaryota; Ciliophora; Oligohymenophorea; Peniculida; Parameciidae
Source: the annotation of a GenBank genome assembly